This is a messenger RNA of Daldinia childiae, 1299 nucleotides long. Its product is annotated as Phosphoserine aminotransferase. Lineage: Eukaryota; Fungi; Ascomycota; Sordariomycetes; Xylariales; Hypoxylaceae. Gene Ontology annotation, molecular function: O-phospho-L-serine:2-oxoglutarate transaminase activity; pyridoxal phosphate binding. The transcript has 3 exons. The record is from RefSeq and is a predicted model, not a curated record. Gene Ontology annotation, biological process: L-serine biosynthetic process. The coding region runs from base 1 to 1299 and encodes 432 amino acids. Gene Ontology annotation, cellular component: cytoplasm.
AUGCCCUCCAGGGCAGAUAUCACAUACUUCGGCGCCGGGCCGGCCUUACUGCCCACCUCUGUCCUUGAAAAUGCCACGCAAGCUCUCCUAAAUUAUAACGACACAGGACUAGGAAUUGCUGAACACUCACAUCGUUCUCAAUAUGCUGCCGAUAUUAUUAACCAAGCGAAGGCAGAUCUAGCCAGCUACCUUGAUAUUCCCGAAGACUAUGAGAUCCUGUUCAUGCAAGGUGGCGGUAGUGGCGAAUUCUCUGCUACUGUCUACAACCUUGUUGGCGCCUGGGUAACAAAGAAAAAGGUCGAAAUUUUGAAGCAGCUAGGUGCUCAGAGUGAGGAGGAGGCUAAUCAAGAAGAGCUCGUAUCAGCGCUCAAAAAAGCCAUUGAUGCUGAGCUAAAGCUAGACUACUUAGUAACGGGCGGGUGGUCGUUGAAAGCCUAUCAAGAAGCCGGUCGUCUGCUGGGCCCAGAAUAUACCAAUCUCGUUACUGAUUCCCGGACUGUGAAUCAGGGGAAGUUUGGUAAGAUCCCGGAUGAGAGCACAUGGAAACUUUCCAAAAAUGCUGCCAUGGUAUACUAUUGUGACAACGAGACAGUGGAUGGCGUUGAAUUCCCUAAGUUCCCCGAUACUUUAGGGCCCGAUUCCAAUGAUGAAGGACCCAUCGUCGUUGCGGAUAUGUCCUCAAACAUCUUGUCGAGAAGAAUUCUGGUUAAAAACUUUUCGGCCAUCUUCUUCGGCGCGCAAAAGAACCUUGGCUCGACGGGAGUUACCGUAGUCAUUAUCAAAAAGAGCUUGCUUCCUCCAGCAUGCCCACAACCUUCAGCAGCGUUGAUGAGAAAGCUUGGUCUUCCAGUUCCCCCGAUUAUAUUUUCUUACGAGACUAUUGCCAAGAACAACAGUUUGUACAACACGCUCAGCAUUUUUGAUGUUUACAUUGCUGGCCAAGUACUCAAGAAGCUGCUCACAACGUUUCCAGAUAAGGUUGACGGCCAACAAGCCGUUGCUGAUCAGAAGGCGGAAAUCAUCUACAAGGCCCUCGAGGCACACCCGAAUGUCUAUAGGAUUGUCCCAGAUAAGUCGGUGCGCUCCAGGAUGAAUAUUUGUUUCCGCACGACUAUAAAUAAUGAUACAGAUGGUGCUGAAGCAAAGUUCCUAAAGGAUGCAACCACUCUUGGACUCACCGGUUUGAAGGGACAUCGAAGCGUCGGAGGCAUCCGUGCUAGCAACUACAAUUCGAUCCCACUCGCCGGGGCCCAGAAGCUGGCAGACUUUAUAAACAACUUUGCUCAAACCCAGGGUUGA